AUGAAUGAUCCACGAGUGAAGCACACAGCGACCUUAUUAAUAAAUGGAACAGUGUUACUUGCUGGUGGAGGAGAAUACUUUGAUGUUCUAAGUAGUGCUGAAUUGUAUAAUCCAUCCACAGGAACUUGGACAACUACCGGCUGCAUGAAUAGCAAACGAGCGCAGCAUACAGAGGUCUUAUUAACAAAUGGUAAAGUGUUAGUUACUGGUGGACAAAUUGAUUAUGAUUUUCUAAGUAGUGCCGAAUUAUAUGAUCCAUUAACAGGAACUUGGGCAACUACUGGCAGCAUGAAUAGCCAACGAGUGCACCAUACAGCAACCGUAUUAACAAAUGGAAAAGUGUUAGUGACUGGUGGAAAUAAUCCUGAUACUUUAGAUAGUGCCGAAUUGUAUGAUCCAUCAACAGGAACUUGGACAGCUACUGGUAGCAUGAACUAUCAACGAGCUUGGCACACAGCAGUCUUAAUAAUAAAUGGAAUAGUAUUGGUUACUGGUGGAGGAAAAAAUUAUGACGUUUUAAGUAGUGUCGAAUUGUAUAAUUCAUCCACAGGAACUUGGACAACUACCGACAGCAUGAAUAGUCAACGAGUGGAGCACACAGCAUCCGUAUUAACAAAUGGUAAAGUGUUAGUUACUGGAGGACAGAAUGAUAGUUACCAAAAUGUAAAUAGUGCCGAAUUAUAUGAUCCAUUAACAGGAACUUGGGCAACUACCGGCAGCAUGAAUAGCCAACGAAUGCAGCAUACAGCAACCGUAUUAACAAAUGGAAAAGUGUUAGUGACUGGUGGAAACAGUCCUGAUACUCUAAGUAGUGCCGAGUUGUAUGAUCCAUCAACAGGAACUUGGACAACUACUGGUAGCAUGAAUAAACAACGAGAUGAGCACAGAGCAAUCUUAUUAACAGAUGGAAAAGUGUUAGUUACUGGUGGAGGAAAUUUUGAUAGUCUAAGUAGUGCCGAGUUGUAUGAUCCAUCAACAGAAACUUGGACAACUACUGGUAUCAUGAAUAGUCGAGAAGCGAAGCAUACAGCAUCCAUAUUAACAAAUAGAAAAGCGUUAGGUAUUGGUAGAUGGGCAAAUAUCAGUGUGGUUUGA
Messenger RNA from Rotaria sp. Silwood2, 1095 nucleotides. Lineage: Eukaryota; Metazoa; Rotifera; Eurotatoria; Philodinida; Philodinidae. The record is from the annotation of a GenBank genome assembly.